Messenger RNA from Cyprinus carpio (common carp), 2941 nucleotides. RefSeq names its product tyrosine-protein kinase SYK. Lineage: Eukaryota; Metazoa; Chordata; Actinopteri; Cypriniformes; Cyprinidae. The record is from RefSeq and is a predicted model, not a curated record. Gene Ontology annotation, cellular component: extrinsic component of cytoplasmic side of plasma membrane; cytoplasm. Gene Ontology annotation, molecular function: non-membrane spanning protein tyrosine kinase activity; ATP binding; signaling receptor binding. Gene Ontology annotation, biological process: innate immune response; neutrophil activation involved in immune response; cell surface receptor protein tyrosine kinase signaling pathway.
AUUUACUUACUGAAGUUUGUGUCAGUACAAUAACAGCAACACAGAGGUGAAAAACCGUUUCAGUGCAUCAGUAUUCACUCAGUUUCAGUGUUCCUGAAUUGGCAACUUCUUAAACUAUCCACUGAGUUUCUGCUCAUACCACAUCCUGCUCAGUUCAACAGAAAUUUGAACAUGGUAUGUAGCCAUUGUCCAAAGUGAGGAAUCCAAACGCUUUGUAAGGUUGUUAGCAGUCCUCUAAGCUGUGGCAGACGGUUGAGCAGAUAUGGCAGACAAGGUGCAGGUGCUGCCGUACUUCUUCGGCAACAUCACGCGAGAGGACGCGGAGGAGUACCUGCGGCAGGGAGGAUCAGGGGACGGCCUGUACCUGCUCCGCCAGAGCCGCAGCUUCCUCGGCGGAUACGCUCUGUCCGUGGCCUACGGCCGCCAGUUCUACCACUACACCAUCGAGAGAGAGAUGAACGACACCUACGCCAUCGCCGGUGGCAAAUCUCACAGAACCCCCAUAGAUGUGAUCGACUACCACUCGCAGGAGUCCGACGGGCUCGUCUGCCUGCUGAAGAGGCCCUUCAACCGGCCCCGGGGCACCGAGCCUAAAGUCGGGCCCUUUGAAGACCUGAAAGAGCAGCUCAUCAGGCAGUAUGUCAAACAAACGUGGAAUUUGCAGGGCUCGGCUCUGGAGCAGGCUAUCAUCAGCCAGAGGCCUCAGCUGGAGAAACUCAUCGCCACUACAGCUCAUGAGAAGAUGCCGUGGUUCCAUGGCAAGAUCGAGCGUGAGGACUCGGAGCAGCGGCUGCUCAGGAGCUCAAAUGUCAACGGCAAAUUCCUAAUUAGACAAAGAGAAAACAAUGGCAGAAACGUCUCCUUUGCGCUGUGUCUCCUGCAUAAUAACCAAGUCAUGCACUAUCGUAUCGACAAGGACAAGGCUGGCAAACUCUCCAUUCCUGAUGGGAAGAAGUUCGACACACUUUGGCAGCUGGUAGAACAUUAUUCGUACAAGCCUGAUGGCCUGCUCCGAGUGCUAACCGAGACCUGCCCGAGACCGUCACAUAAUUCAGAGCAAGGUGCCACAGGUGGGAUUCUCUCCAGAAUCAAAUCAUACUCCUUCCCCAAACCUGGCCAAAAAAAGGCUCAUAUUGAAAAUCCCUAUAACUUUAGAUCAAACAUCAGAGGUGAACUUCCUAAUCCUAAUAUCGUCAAAACGGAGGCUUUGCCAAUGGACACACUGGAGUUUGAAAGUCCAUAUGCAGAUCCUGAAGAGCUGCGAUCAACGACAGUGAAGCGGAGCGACCUGACUCUGGAGGAUGGAGAGUUGGGCUCAGGCAACUUCGGCACUGUCCUGAGAGGAGUCUACCAGAUGAAAAAGACACAGAAGAUUGUUGCUGUUAAGAUCCUGAAGAAUGAUGAUAAUAACGCAGCGGUGAAGGAGGAGAUGCUGCGAGAAGCGAACGUCAUGCAGCAGCUGGAUAACCCGUACAUCGUUCGCAUGAUCGGCAUCUGUGAAGCUGAGAGCCUCAUGCUGGUCAUGGAGCUCGCUGAGCUGGGGCCACUGCACAAGUUCCUCCAGAAGAACAAACACAUCUCUAUGAAGAACAUCACAGAGCUGGUUCAUCAGGUCUCUAUGGGAAUGAAAUAUCUGGAAGAGCACAACUUUGUUCACAGAGAUCUCGCAGCCAGGAACGUGCUUUUAGUCACUCAGCACUAUGCCAAGAUCAGCGACUUUGGACUCUCUAAAGCCCUGACAGAAGAAGAGAACUAUUACAAGGCCAAAGGUCAUGGUAAAUGGCCGCUGAAGUGGUACGCUCCCGAGUGCAUGAACUACUUCAAGUUCUCAUCUAAGAGUGACGUGUGGAGCUUUGGAGUCCUGAUGUGGGAGGCAUAUUCAUACGGACAGAAACCGUACAAGGGAAUGAAAGGAAAUGAAGUCAUCCAAAUGAUCGAGAGUGGAGAGAGAAUGUCCGCUCCAGCCGGCUGCCCGCCUGAGAUGUACGACCUCAUGAGGAAAUGCUGGACAUACAAGCUGGAAGAGAGACCUGGAUUUUCUGUAGUUGAACCCAGAUUGAGGCAUUACUAUUACGACAUUUCUCAGUGAUGAGCUAACCAGAGCACAUGCACAAUUAUACAGUAUUUCUAAUUAGAUCAUUUACAACAGUUUUAAUCACUUAAAGCAAUGACUUGUCUCAAGGUAUGUGUACUUCCAAACUAUUUUUGUUAGAAACUUGGUUGAUUUUUCUUCUAAAAGUAUGUUAAUAACAUCAGUGUUUUGUGUUUGAAGCCGAGUCAGUAUUUCUUAUUAAUACACUUUAGAUGUAACAGCAAUACGGAUCAGCUAAAGAAUGUCCAGUCUAGAGCUAGACGUUAUUCUCAUUCUUUUCUCUCUCUUUCAGUUUUGUACACAUCUACUGGGUUUUGUCUUUAUCUAAGUGCCAAUUUCUUUCUUUCUUCUUUUUUUUCAACAUCGAGUGUAUGGUUUAAAAGUUGUGUGUUCAUAAACAGUUUUAACAUUUCAUUUUAUAUGUGGACAAUGUAAGCAUAUAUUUUGCAUGUUAUCUGUGGUAGUCUAAGAAAGGUCUUCACUGGCAAUCUUUUAGGAUUUGUUUUCUCCAUGUUUCUGCUAUCCAGUGUGAAUUCAUUGCAUUCAUUGUGAUUUGUCAGCUUUAUUCAGUGGCUCCAGACUUUGUACAAGCUUGAUAACUGAACAGCAUGGCAUGACAGAAUCUUGCUCCUCCUCAGUUUGAUGAUAUUGAUAUAUAUGAUACUGAGCAAACAGAAUGUGUAUGGCUGCCAUACGAUUGUCAAAAAAUGCUUUAAAAAUAAAUAAAUAGUUUUUAAUAAAAAAAAAAAAAAUAUAUAUAUAUAUAUACAGAAAUAAAAACCUCAUUACAAUCUCAUUUGAUUACGACACAAUGGAAUAAAAUGGGUUUAUCCUAUGAAGUUAAUCAGA